This is a messenger RNA of Diaporthe batatas, 1932 nucleotides long. RefSeq lists its product as uncharacterized. Bases 1 to 1932 code for a protein of 643 amino acids. Gene Ontology annotation, molecular function: metalloendopeptidase activity. The record is from RefSeq and is a predicted model, not a curated record. NCBI's taxonomy places the organism in Eukaryota, Fungi, Ascomycota, Sordariomycetes, Diaporthales, Diaporthaceae. Gene Ontology annotation, biological process: proteolysis. The transcript is spliced from 3 exons.
AUGAAGCCCUUCGGCAAGCUCGCACUUGCGAUUGCCAGUCUCCUAAUUAUCCCAUCUGCCAUAGCCGAAUCGAAACGGCGGAACCCGCUCCAUACCUUGACCCGCCUCGAAUCGCCAGUCAUCGUCGCGCCCUCGCACCGAAUCCAUGCCCACUCUCACUUCCAGGCAACCUUCUCCCUGCCCGACUCACAACAGAAUGUGAGGUUGUCGCUCGAGCCCAAUCACGACGUCGUCGCAGAAGGCGCCACCGUCACCUACCUGGGCGCAGAUGGCAAGGUCCAGAGGACCGAGCCAAUCGAGCGUCUAGAUCACCGCGUAUACAAGGGCCAUGCUUUUAUUCAGUAUGCAGGACAGACUGAGUGGGUCAACGCUGGUUGGGCAAGGAUACAUGUCCACAGGGACGGCCCCGAGCCCCUUUUCGAAGGGGCAUUCCAGCUGUACGGCGAUUAUCACCACAUCCAGACCAACACGAAUUACCAGAAGACACGCUUGAGGGAGGAUCCCGAGAUCGAACCGGCUUCCGACGAGUACUUGAUCUUGUGGAGGGACUCGGAUCUCAAGUCCGACCUUGAGACCCACGGCCCCGAUGAGCUCAAGCGAGCGCUGGCCCAGAAGGAGACGUGCACCUCAGACCACCUGGAAUACAACGCCGAUGAGAACCACCCCAUCUACCGCAGCCUGGACGGUCUCGAUGGCUUCAGCGGUGUCGAGGAAAGGUCUUCUUGGUCCUCGAUGGCUUCGAACAUGCUCUUUGGACGGCAGAUGGACGGCACGACGGGUGGCAACGGUGCGGGCGCUAACCUGAUCUCAACCAUCGGUUCCACUUCGGGGUGCCCAACCGCCAGGAAGGUGGCUCUGAUCGGUAUUGCCACCGACUGUACAUACACGGCCGAUUUCGACGGCAAUGAGACAGCCAUCAGGUCCAACAUCAUCAACCAGGUCAACACGGCCUCCCAGCUGUACGAGAGCACGUUUGAUAUCUCCCUGGGGAUUCGUAACCUCACCAUCAGCCCCCAGGCCUGUCCCGCCACCCAGAAUAAUGACGCCCCGUGGAACAUUGGCUGUUCUGACUCCGUCACGAUUACCGACCGCCUCAACCUGUUCUCGCGGUGGCGCGGCCAGCACGAGGACGGCAAUGCAUACUGGACCCUGAUGAGCAAGUGUGGCACCGACUCAGCAGUCGGUCUGGCCUGGCUGGGCCAGCUCUGCAUGGUCGGCUCCUCGUCGUCGUCCGGUGGCAGCAACGAGACCGUCGCAGCUGCCAACGUUGUGGUCAGGACGGAUGGGGCUACCGAGUGGCAGGUUUUUGCGCACGAGACAGGGCAUACCUUUGGUGCCGUGCACGAUUGCACGUCCGCGUCGUGUUCGGAUGGCACGUCCACUAGGCAGCAGUGCUGCCCGCUCAGCUCUGGCUCGUGUGACGCGAACGGCCGCUUCCUCAUGAACCCCUCCACCGGAACAGGUAUCACACAGUUCUCAGCAUGCAGCAUCGGAAACAUCUGCUCAGCUCUGGGCCGCCAGAGCGUCCAGAGCGGUUGCUUGACCAACAACAGGGAUGUCACGACCAUUACGGGGAGCCAGUGCGGCAAUGGUAUCGUGGAGUCGGGAGAAGACUGCCAGAUCCAGUGCGAGAGCGGCGGUGUCUGCUACGAGCUUCAACAGAACUUCCUGGACGGCACGUCCUGUGGUGGUGGCGGCAAGUGCAGGAACGGAGUAUGCCGCGGCGCGAGCGCCGGCGACGAGAUCCUGUCGUGGAUCCACGACAAUCCACAGAUCUUUUAUCCUGUUAUGUCGCCGGAGCCGCCGGAGAGCCGCGCCGUCGAGGGCGCCGAAACCCCCAGCAGGAUGGGGCAACAUCCCUCCACCGCCGCCUGUUAUGAGCCGGGGGCCCAGGCCGAACCAGUAUAUGGGCGGCCCCCCGCCAAUAUAUAA